GCCCUCAGUGAGGCGGGGCGCGUGGCGGACGCCCCCGGGCAGGGGCGGGAGUGGUGGAGGGGCUGGACGGUAGUCUGUGAAAGGGGCGGUGAGCGAGCUGCUCCGGUCUCAAGGCGAGGCUUGGCCUCCGGAGCAGAAACGGGGGCAAGCGGCGGCGGCGGCGGCGGCCCUCGGGCCGGCUGGUGAGGCGAUGGCGGCGCCGGCCCCCGGGGCUGGGGCAGCCUCGGGAGGCGCUGGCUGUAGCGGCGGCGGCGGCGCGGGCGCUGGCGCCGGCUCCGGGGCCGCGGGGGCCGGGGGCCGGCUGCCCAGCCGGGUGCUGGAGUUGGUGUUCUCCUACCUGGAGCUAUCCGAGCUGCGGAGCUGCGCCCUGGUGUGCAAGCACUGGUACCGCUGCCUGCACGGUGAUGAGAACAGCGAGGUGUGGCGGAGCCUGUGUGCCCGCAGCUUGGCAGAGGAGGCUUUGCGCACGGACAUCCUCUGCAACCUGCCCAGCUACAAGGCCAAGAUACGUGCUUUCCAACAUGCUUUCAGCACUAACGACUGCUCCAGGAAUGUCUACAUUAAGAAGAAUGGCUUUACUUUACAUCGAAACCCCAUCGCUCAGAGCACUGAUGGUGCAAGGACCAAGAUUGGUUUCAGUGAGGGCCGCCAUGCAUGGGAAGUGUGGUGGGAGGGCCCUCUGGGCACUGUGGCAGUGAUUGGAAUUGCCACAAAACGGGCCCCCAUGCAGUGCCAAGGUUAUGUGGCAUUGCUGGGCAGUGAUGACCAGAGCUGGGGCUGGAAUCUAGUGGACAAUAAUCUACUACAUAAUGGAGAAGUCAAUGGCAGUUUUCCACAGUGCAACAAUGCACCAAAAUAUCAGAUAGGAGAAAGAAUUCGAGUCAUCUUGGACAUGGAAGAUAAGACUUUAGCUUUUGAACGUGGAUAUGAAUUCCUGGGGGUUGCCUUUAGAGGACUUCCAAAGGUCUGCUUAUAUCCAGCAGUUUCUGCUGUAUAUGGUAACACAGAAGUGACUUUGGUUUACCUUGGAAAACCUUUGGAUGGAUGACAGUGGCUUUCUUGGGAUGAAAGACAGAGUGGAGGAGAUACCUGCUUGUGGAAAGUAGAAUCAUGAAGUGACAGUGUCAUACAUGCAUGCCCAAGAAACAUCCUGAAAAAACACAUGAUAUUGUUAACUGGAGAAGCAACUCUACAGCAGAGAUUAUCUUAGUGUUUCCUCUUUUCUACUGGGCCAGAAAAAUCCUCAGGGUUGCAGUUGGUUGAGUGGGCAGUUGACAUAUGCAUGUUUCAACAGAUUUUGUCUCUAAGUUAGCGAUGUGAUAUUUCCAACUUUUAAGGUGAGAUCUUAGAGAUGGUGUAAAAGGGAUAAGAUAAGGAACUAGCAAGAGUUUUAAGUAGUGUGUUUGUGAAGAAAGACUGAUCCUGUUUUACAACUGCCUGUUUUUUCUCCAGACCCUUUUUUCCAGCCAGCUUGACUAUUAGAAAAGUAUGAAACUGGUUGGGUUUUAUUUAAUAUUUUUAAUAUAUUGAGAAGCAUGGUCUGCCUGGACUGCACUUCUCUAAUGGUGAGAUAUAAAAUUGUGCAGCUAUUUUAAAAGUUGUAUAUACAAUAUGUGUGUAAAAAAAAAACUGUAAAAAAAAAACAGGACAAAGGAGUUGCUUUGUUCUAGUUCAAUUUCUUAAAAACCACUACAUGGUACAAAAUUAGAAUAACAUUUAGGGACAGUUUGGUAACUACAAAGAAGAAAAUUUUAAGAGGAGAUGUGUUGUAUUGGCUCAUUUUGUAUUAUAUUUGGCUUACAGUUUCCAUGCCUGUUACAGUCUGAUUUAUUUUUUUAACCAUCAAAAUUAUUAUACAGAUCCCUCAAAUCUCCAGGCUAAGAUUGAGGGAAGGCAAAUCUAUUUCUAAUCAUUCAUAUAUCAAUAAUAAUAAUAAUGUGCAUCUUAUAGAAUCUGGUUUUAUUUUUUGACCUUCCAAGAAAGUGUCUCAUAAGAACAGAGAACAUUGCCAUUUGUUCUUAUAGGCCUCAAAUAUGAAAGCUGUUAGUCACAGACCUUAAGAAAAUAAUUGAUCAAUGGUCCUUUUAUUUUGUAACUUUAUAAUGCUGUAGAUAUUAUAAUUUUUAAAUUUCAUAUUGUUUACAUCAUGCAACAAUCUAAGCCUCAAACUCUUCAUUGGGGUUGUCAAGAAAAUGUUUACUCAUCCAUCUGAAACAGUGCCAACCUGAACCCAGCUUAAGAAUGUUCUUUAUCUCAUUAUAAAUAAUUGCCCCCAUGGGACUUGAAAUAAAACACCUUAUGCUGGAAACUUCAGGUUGGUGAUAUUUUGAAGGUUUUAUUGUAGAAGAGUUUAACGUUAAUUCCUAUUCAGAAUUUUUGACUAAGAAAUCUUGAUUUCACUAAUACUCUUUCAAAUUAAUAAUUCAAUGUACAUGAGCUGAGAUUUUCUUUUGUUAGAAAGGAAACAAACAUCUUUCUGUAUGAAAGUAUAAAUUGUAUGGUUUCAGAUACAUCUUUGUGAUAAGAAUUGACUAAGGCAAGUGGAAUCUUUGUAUUUUUUAGGUUUUGCUGUAUGCAUAUUUUGUUUUGAAUCUAAUAAAAUUAGGGACAGCAAGCAUCUGGCUGGGGUUCUUGGGUUGCGAGUUUAUAUUAUCAGUACUCCUAUGAAACAAGGGAUUUCAGUCAUGAACAAAGAUUUCAUUUUUGCCACCUGAAAGGUUUACAAGUAUUUGUUGUAUAUUUGGUGUGUUGCUUAAAGGUGUAAUCUGUUAAAGAUCCUUUUUGAUAUCCACAUCAAGGAAGAAACCUCCUAGAAACCAUAUUUAAUACUACAGAGUGAAAUUAUAUGUUAAAUGUAUUAGAGAACAUAGCUGCUACAGAAAUUGAUUUUUCUUGGUGUAGAACAACUCAAUUUGACAAAGUUUAAAAUUAAAGAAGCGAUCUGGUUCAGGAUAAAGAUUGAACUAGCUAGAAAGCUAUAAGGUCUUGUAAGCACUUCUUUCUUUUUCAGAUUGUGAUAUGGUCAAUUCCAAGAGCUUUUGCUCAGAGUUUUGUUUAUAUCUUCUGUUUUGUCUUAUUAGUAAACAUUCAUUUGUAACAAAGUUUUGAAGGUGCUGAAUGGAAAACAGAAACACAUAGUUAUUGCAUAUUGAACCUAGAAUCAAAUAAUUGCCUAAAUAUUUAAUAACAAGCCAUUCUUGUCUCAAAGACUUAAAUUCUUUAAUAUCCAAUUUGCAAAUUUUAUAAAAUGGAGGUUCAUAUUUAGCAUGAUCAUCAGGGGAAUGAAGAGCCUUCAUUUAUAACCUGGUAAAUUAAUUUGUUACUGGAGACCAAUAGUAGUUGUACAGAAUACUAAGACAAACUGUUACAAUGUUUGAGGAAAUGGAAUCUCUUUUUCAUUGGUGCUGAGCGAGCACUUAGGUAGAAGCCAGUUGCCUCUGAAUAUUGAAUAUAAAUCAUCUAAACCAGUGGUUCUCAACCUUGGCUAUAGUUUGGAGUCACAGGCAUUUUGAAAAAUAUUGAUGCUUGGGUCCCAUACCCUAAGAUUCUGAUGUUGGUCUGGGCUAUGACAUGACCAUAAGGAUUUUUAAAAACUUCUUAGGUGAUUUCAAUAUGUUGCCAAGUUUGAGAACCACUGAUCUAAAUUCACCUUAAGUUUUCUCAUCUGCAAAAAAAAAAAAAAAAAUCCUUGCUCCCUCCCUUCACUACCUCAUAAGGAUAUUGGGGGUAAAGAAGAAAAUAAUGGGAAAGUGCUUGUGCUAUAGAUAAAAAGUGCUAUUGAAAGGCAAAGUUAUAUUUGUUGUAUUUCAUCUGAAACUAUGAUCAGGAAGAAAUGUGUAAUUGAAUUUGCUCUGUUGACUUUGGAAACCAGAAGCACUCUCUUUGGUUCUUAAAUUUAGCAAGGCAUGCAGAUGGGUAAGAAAACAUUACUAUUACUCUUAUUCAUUCUAUGGUCUUCUGUCAUACUUGAGAUAGGCUGGUUUAAUUAUCUGGUUUUACACAGGAAAGAAGAAAUAUUAAGGUUUAAAGUCUGUAAUGGUCAAUGGCUCACAAUUCAUUAAAACUUUUCAUACAAAGAAUUCUGUGGUUAAUAUAUGUCAUUUCUUAGUUGCCAUUAUUUUUUCAUUAUCUGACUUUUGAAUAUUGAACCAUUUAUUUCACCUCCUUCAUUCUUAUUCCUGUAAGUUUGGAUAUAGAUUUGAUAAGGCACCUAAAGCAAGUAGGUGUUGCUCAGUUGAAUACUUCAAGUCAUGCUUCCGUGAUUAGGCAUCUUCUGUCUUUUAGAUAUGAUUUGACCUGGGAGAGAGAGUUUUGAAAAGAACAGAGCCCUAACCUACAUAGUAGUAUUACAAUUAACUUCUCAUUUAUGUCUCCAAACUGCUGUUUAUAUAAGACUGUAAUAUUUAUAUUUUUGAUCAUCUAAAAAAAUGAACAGUUUGAUAAGAUAGAAACUUGAAUUUUAAAGAUGAGUAUUGAGAUUACAUUCUAGAAAUCAAGACCACCACUUUAAAGCCUUCCUGAAAGGAACAGUUCAUACCUAACCCAAAUGCUAUUCUAAUAAAGCAUUCCUCAGUUUCUCUAGCUGAAUGUAAUCUCUCCUUCCUUGAAAUUUCCUUGUCUUUAUAUUUAUCUAUACUUAGCUCAUGCUGUAUUACUUUAUACCUUGUAUAAAUUUAUUUAUAUUUAUUAUUUGUUUAUGUCUUAGCUCCCCUAAACAUCUUAAGAAAGAAUCUCUGAUGGACUCAUCUUUAUGCUCAUGUUAUCAAACCUAAUAUAGGAAGAAAAAAAGCUCUGAAUUUACAGACGAUAGUAACAAAAGAUAGAUGAGAAAAAUUCUUUUUGUAUCCUAUCUGAGUGAAGCUAAUCUGAGGCUUGUAAGGAAGAAAUAGUGACUGUGAAUGCAUUUUAGCUAUUCCCCUUUAUUCUUAAAUAUUGGUAAACUCUGAUACUUAGUUCUUGA
Messenger RNA from Physeter macrocephalus (sperm whale), 4960 nucleotides. It is a transcript of the gene FBXO45, whose product is annotated as F-box protein 45. The transcript is spliced from 3 exons. Bases 191 to 1048 code for a protein of 285 amino acids. The record is from RefSeq and is a predicted model, not a curated record. Lineage: Eukaryota; Metazoa; Chordata; Mammalia; Artiodactyla; Physeteridae. Gene Ontology annotation, molecular function: protein binding. Gene Ontology annotation, cellular component: SCF ubiquitin ligase complex; synapse. Gene Ontology annotation, biological process: synapse assembly involved in innervation; proteasome-mediated ubiquitin-dependent protein catabolic process.